AAAACGACCGUUACACACACUGAGUUGGACUUACGUGCCUGGUGAUUGAUUGACCCGCCCUCAGUAUGUCGCCCACGAAAGACGAGGGCCAGAGCCCGGCCCCAUCUGCCGGAUCCGGCCAGCCCGUUGAGAAACCCGCGGCGCCGGAGGCUGAAUCCCCGCCGGACCCCGAAGAGCACGACCCCUACUACCCGCCCGUUAUCACGCUACCCGAGGUGAUCAUAAAUUCCGGCGAAGAGGACGAGGAUGAGCUGUUUCGCAUGCGUUCCAAACUGUUUCGCUACGAUUCCGCGGCUGAUCCGCCAGAGUGGAAAGAGCGCGGCACCGGCGACAUCAAGAUCCUACAGCACAAGGAAAAAGGAAGUAACCCGAGCCCAAGCGAAAGCUCUUGAAAGCAAAACCAAUGAAGAGGGUGAGGAUGAGGAGCUGGCCAAGGCCGUGGACAAGGUCGAUCUCAAUGCCGAGAAGGAGAAUCUCAAGGCCAACAAUUGACGGCAUCACGCAUCCAAAGCAGCAUUGUAUUAUAUCUAUAUAAUCUUAAGAUCUCUGGUGGUCCCGAUUUUUCACAUUCCUACCUUUGGAACAAGCGAAUACAUCAUGAACAUAAACAA
Tigriopus californicus is the source of this 611-nucleotide messenger RNA. RefSeq names its product ran-specific GTPase-activating protein-like. Gene Ontology annotation, cellular component: cytoplasm; nuclear pore. Gene Ontology annotation, biological process: nucleocytoplasmic transport. Gene Ontology annotation, molecular function: GTPase activator activity. Lineage: Eukaryota; Metazoa; Arthropoda; Copepoda; Harpacticoida; Harpacticidae. The record is from RefSeq and is a predicted model, not a curated record.